AUGUUUCUUCCUCAGCGGCCAACGCAAUUGAUCAACGGCUUUCCUCCAAGAUUCAAACUUUUCAACACUAGCCAAACUCACCAACCCAAUCCACUCUCUUCUCUAUUGGACCUCUGCAACAACCCACAACAUCUCCAGCAAAUCCAUGCCAGGUUCAUCCUCCAUGGCCUCCACCAGAACCAACCACUCUCUUCCAAACUCAUCGACACCUACGCCAAUCUUGGCCACUUCACUAUCUCACAACAAGUCUUCAGCUCUGUCACCUGCCCAAACACACCACUGUACAACAGAUUUCUUAGAAAUCUAUUCAAGUUUGGUGAAUUUGAGAAGACCCUUUUGGUAUACCAAGAAAUGUUCUUGAAAUCGAUGUACCCAGAUGAAUAUACAUAUCCUUUUGUCUUGAGGUCUUGUUCUCAGCUCUCAUAUGCGGAAAUUGGGAAAAUAAUUCAUGGGCAUGUUGUGAAAUUGGGAUUUGAUUCAUAUGAUAUAGUGGGUAGAGCAUUGGCAGAGAUGUAUAGAGAGAUUGGUAACCAUGGAAAGCUGAUUGAGGAAAGACCCAUCAAUUGGAAUUCUUUGAUUUUCGAGGCAUGUCGAAGUGGUGAUCCAGAGGAGGGAUUUCAGAUUUUUAAGAGAAUGAGAAUGGAGAGACUCGAACCAGACUCGGUGUGUGUAAUAAAUCUGUUGAGAGCAAGUGUUGAUUUGAACUUUUUGAAAUUGGGACGAUCUGUUCACAGUUUAAUAAUUGUGUGCAACUUGUUUGAUGAUUUGGCUGUGAAUACUGCACUUUUGACCAUGUAUACUAAGUUGGGUUGUUUGGAAGAUGCAACUUUGUUAUUUGAGAAAAUGUCUGAGAGGGACUGUGUUGUAUGGAAUUUGAUGAUUUCAGCCUAUUCUCGAAAUGGGUAUCCAGAAAAAUCCCUAGAACUCUUAAUGCGGUUGGUGAGGUCAGGGAUUAGAGCUGAUUUGUUCACUGCAAUUGCUGCUAUUUCGUCUAUUGCAGAUUUGAAGUCCCUUUGUCAGGGCAAACAAAUACAUGCUCAUGUGAUCAGGAAUGGUUCGGAUUAUCAGGUAUCCGUUCAUAAUUCCCUUAUUGACAUGUACUGCAAAUGUGAUUGCUUAAACGCUGCUCGGAAGAUUUUUGACUUGGUGAGAGAGAAGACGGUGGUUUCAUGGAGCUCAAUGAUCAAAGGUUAUGUAAGUCAUGAACUAUUUUAUGAUGCCCUGUCUCUCUUCACCAAUAUGAAAUUGGAUGGAUAUAAAGUUGAUUCCAUAACAGUGAUUAACAUCUUGCCUGCUUGUGUGAACAUAGGGGCACUCGAACAAGUAAAACACCUUCAUGGAUUUUCAAUUAAAUGCGGUUUAAAUUCAAUAUUAUCUGUGAACACGGCUCUUCUCAUAAGCUAUGCGAAAUGUGGGUGCAUAGAGAUGGCACGGAGGCUUUUUGACGAUGAGGAUAUAGAUAGCAAGGAUAUGAUAAUAUGGAACUCUAUGAUCAGUGCUUAUUCGAAACAUGGAGAUAGUUUACAAUGUUUUGAGUUGUAUGACCAAAUGAAACAAUCAAAAUUGAAACCUGAUCAAGUAACCUUUCUUGGCUUAUUGACAGCUUGUGUUAAUUCAGGUUCUGUUAAAGAAGGGUGGGAGUAUUAUAAGGAGAUGACUGAAACCUAUUGUUGCCAGCCGAGGCAAGAACAUUAUGCAUGUAUGGUAGACCUUCUAGGGCGUGCUGGUCAGAUUAGGGAAGCCUCAGAGCUUAUCAACUCAAUGCCCUUCAAACCAGAUGCUCGAGUCUGGGGGCCAUUGUUAAGUGCUUGUAAGAUGCACUCGCAGACGAGGCUAGCUGAGUUUGCAGCAGAGAAGUUAAUAACUAUGGAACCAAAAAAUGCUGGAAAUUAUGUCUUGCUCUCCAACAUAUACGCUGCUGCUGGAAAAUGGGAGGGAGUGGCCAAAAUGAGGAUUUUUCUCAGAGAUAAGGGGUUGAAGAAGACCCCUGGCUGUAGCUGGCUAGAGAUAAAUGGGCAGGUUCAUGAAUUUCGUGUCGCUGAUCGAUCUCAUCCAAAAACAGAUGUUAUUUAUACCAUCUUACAAAAUCUAGAGUUUGAAAUCAAGGAGAUUAGGUCCAAAUACUGAAGCAUAAAGAUUCCUUCAAAAUGCUUAUAGCCAUGUAUGGACACGAAAAUUCUGACGCAUACAGCAGGGAAAGAAACAAUGAGGCCUCCCAAACGGCUUAAAGCAAUUACAAGAGGCAACAAUUUCGAUAUAAGAUUUGCAUCAUACUUCAUUCAGCAUAAAUUUACACCUACUUCAUUCAGCAUAAGAUUUAUUGGUGCACUCCGGCUGUUUACAGAUGUCGUGCUUUCUUAGCUGUUUAACAGAAAUCCAGUGGCUGCACAAAGACCAUUUCUCUAGACAUAUUUAAAGGGUACUGAAAGGAGACCAUCAGAGAGCAAGAGAUGGGAUCUAUUUGAAAUCACAGCAUAGUUCAUCCUGUGUUGUAUAUAUUGCUGUGUUGCUCUGGGCAAGUGGGUUCCAACUGGAAUUUGAAUCACCACAAAGGGAACGUUUGCAAGUGUGUAAAACUGGCGCUCUGGCCCUCUUCUUGGUGGUAUCAGUGUGUGAUGCUGCAAGUUCCUUGUGUAGAUGCAUUCGGCAUUAGAACUUUGACAGCAAUUUCAGAUUUCAGUAGUUUUUCCUCUGAUACUCCUCUGCUGUGAUUUCUAAAUCCCGACUUUGCUGGAUGGAAUUAGGAAUACAGGAUGAGAAUGGCGAUGACAAGGAUGUAUUUUAAUUUUAUUUUUUCAAUUUAAUAUCAUUUUAAUACCCUGUACAUAAGGUUCACUCCUCUCAUGUUCCAGCAGUUCCAGAAAUGGUUUCAGAGCCCUCCACCAGGCAUAUCACAUAAUCUCGGUUUGGUUUCAGAGCCUUUCUUUUUAUGUCCACAAUUUUUUUAUUUCUUAGUUCCUCUGGACCAACACUUGACCACAAUUUUAUUUAUUUUUUUCUUGCUUCUCCAAUCUACACAUGCACAGUUAAAUCAAUGAAUCCAGAAGAUCU
Cornus florida is the source of this 3051-nucleotide messenger RNA. Its product is annotated as pentatricopeptide repeat-containing protein At4g19191, mitochondrial-like. NCBI's taxonomy places the organism in Eukaryota, Viridiplantae, Streptophyta, Magnoliopsida, Cornales, Cornaceae. The record is from RefSeq and is a predicted model, not a curated record. The coding region runs from base 1 to 2127 and encodes 708 amino acids. Gene Ontology annotation, molecular function: RNA binding; protein binding. The transcript has a single exon. Gene Ontology annotation, biological process: RNA modification.